Messenger RNA from Boleophthalmus pectinirostris (great blue-spotted mudskipper), 10237 nucleotides. RefSeq names its product NIMA-related kinase 7 (gene nek7). Gene Ontology annotation, molecular function: protein kinase activity; ATP binding. The coding region runs from base 430 to 1341 and encodes 303 amino acids. Gene Ontology annotation, biological process: protein phosphorylation. The record is from RefSeq and is a predicted model, not a curated record. The transcript is spliced from 10 exons. NCBI's taxonomy places the organism in Eukaryota, Metazoa, Chordata, Actinopteri, Gobiiformes, Gobiidae.
ACAGCUCCUCUCCGUCUUGACACUGGCCCCGCCUCACUCUGGGGGAAUGCGGCCGUGUUUACAUUCGUGUCUCUCGGGUCAGCAGCCUCCAUCCAUCCGGGAGAACGCACCGCGGCACCGACGGAGCUCCAGCGGCGGACACACGGGCUGCUGCUGACGGGAAACACGCUCUCAUCUCCGGCCACAGCCUCUGCCUCUCACCGCGCCGCUCCUCCGCUCUCACCGACUCUCCCCCAAAAAGUUUCUACGCAGAGGAGGACAGGCCCGGGGAUUAUCUGCACGCAGACGCCAUAGUUUUUUCACAUUUACAGACAGAAAGAGAGAAAAAAAGUCCAAAUAAAUCCCCGUCCGCAGCGCCGAGAACACGGAGGAUAGCUUUAGCCUCGGAGCGCCACUUCCUGCGGUGUGAAGGAUCAGACUCUGGUCACUAUGGAUAUGGACACGCAGACACAAGGACAGCAGGCGGCCGUGCCCGUGUUUCAACACCAGAAACCCCUGCAGCCGGACAUGGGCCAUAACUCUCUGGCAAACUUCCAGAUUGAGAAGAAGAUCGGACGAGGACAGUUCAGUGAAGUGUACAGGGCCAGAUAUCUGCUGGACAACACCUCUGUGGCCCUCAAGAAAGUACAGAUAUUUGACUUGAUGGACGCCAAAGCUCGCCAAGAUUGCAUCAAAGAAAUAGAUCUGCUGAAGCAACUGAACCACCCCAACGUGAUCAAGUACCACGCGUCGUUUAUCGAAGACAAUGAACUGAACAUCGUGUUGGAGCUGGCGGACGCAGGAGACCUCUCCCGCAUGAUCAAGCACUUUAAGAAGCAGAGGAGGCUGAUCCCAGAGAGAACUGUGUGGAAAUACUUUGUCCAACUGUGCAGCGCCCUGGAGCACAUGCACUCCAGAAGAGUCAUGCACCGAGAUAUCAAACCUGCCAACGUUUUCAUCACGGCGACUGGAGUGGUGAAGCUCGGAGACUUGGGCCUGGGUCGGUUCUUCAGCUCCAAAACCACAGCGGCUCACUCACUCGUGGGGACUCCUUACUACAUGUCACCGGAGAGGAUACAUGAAAACGGAUACAACUUCAAGUCUGACAUCUGGUCUCUGGGCUGCCUGCUGUACGAGAUGGCCGCCCUACAGAGCCCCUUCUACGGAGAUAAAAUGAAUCUGUACUCCCUCUGCAAGAAGAUAGAACAGUGCGACUACCCCCCGCUCCCUUCAGAUCACUAUUCCGAGGAGCUGAGAAACCUGGUAGACAUGUGCAUAAACCCCGACCCCGAGAAGCGACCGGACAUCACCUACGUGUACGACAUCGCCAAGCACAUGCAGAAUCUGACCCAGGGCAGCUAAAGCCGACGGCCCGCGGCUCACAGCUGACACCCUGGCCCCUCCCCCUUCCGCCUCCUCGUCCAAUCAGCAUCAACGCACACUCUACAUGCUGGACCUGUGCACACCGCUCAGCGCUACCAUGGCAACUGGGAAAUUCAUAGAAAUAAUAUGUUAAAAUGGUAUGUUUUACUACAUAUUAUAAAAAAGUUUAAAAUGUAAAGUACGUGAGGUGAAAUGACUUUUGUUCAGAAUACACUUAUUUGACCUGGUAUAUGUCACUCUACUCACUCUAGUGUCUCAGUUUUAAUCUUUCCUGAUUUUAACUCAAAAUAUACAAUUUUUGUUUUGUUACCUCUUUUUAAAUUCAUAAUCUCUGUGAAAUAAUAACCACAAAAUAUAAACAAUAAUAAUAUUUAACAAAAAUUACAACCAAAGAAUAAGCCAUACUAACAAAAAAGGAGAUAAAAUAUAACAAUAAUCAAAAACAUUGCAAAAAAAUUUAGUUUUAAAUGAAAAUGGCUUGAGCUUUAAUCAGAAUGGAAUCGAAAUUACAAUUUAAAUAGAUGUACUAAGCAAAUCUUAAAGACUGCAGUGUAAAACUUCAUCAAAACUCUAACCCUCUAGUUUAGAUCCAAACCAUAAACUGUGUAAAGACGUGUUCUGAGGGAGUGUGACGUCACCCACAGCGUUCCGUUCCAGUCAAAUGAAGCUCAUCGAGAAUGACAGUUAUAGGAGCAAAUUUGGAGACAAGUUUCGUAUUAGGAGCAGGAAAAACCCAGAGCGGGUUAAUACGAACAUUUAAAGACCAAAAUAACGAGGCUCACUGCAGCAGUUACACAGAGGUCAGGUCAUAUUUCAGGUUUUAUGUCAAUUCUUCUGGACGAGUUUAAAAUGUGAACGCGACAUGUCUGAAAAAUCACAAUUUGCUGCUUUUCCCAAAAUUGUUCACCUUGCCUUACAUGUAUGCAGGCCCGUCGACAGAAAUUUGGGGGCCCGGAGCAAAAAGACUCACAUGGGCCUCCCUCCAGUAUUAAUUAAUAAGCAGAGGUUCCAAUUCUGGGCCCCUAAGACCCUGGGGCCUGGGACAACAACCAUUGUAAUUUCUAUUAAUUUAUGAUUAAACAUGGAGCCCAUUUAAUAUUUUUCUAGUUUAAUUUCAAGUUAAAUAAUCUGUGUUAAGAACAUUUUGUAUAUACAUGUCAAAUCUAAAGUACUGUUCUGAACUGAAGUCAUUUUCACUUUUAACAUGUUUAGUGUUACAUGAUAAAUAAGAGACGUCUGUUAUGCAGGUCAUUCAUAAAAUACUGUACACGUGUAUGUUUGUGCUAAAAGGUUGUAUGAUGAAUGUCGACUUGUAGAGUAAAGUACAGAAGUGUUAAAGGGGGUCGGGGGCUGCACUUUGAGGGGAGUCUGUUCAAUGAAUGUAUCUAAAGGGAAGGAUCCAUGUCAGGAGAUGUGGAGGUGAUUAUGAAAUGCCAUGGAGAUAGUUUUGUAAAGAGUUUAUAGAACCUUUAAACAUGUGUCAACAAAUGGACUAAACUGUGGAACGGAGGAGAAGUGAAGUGGGACAUAAUGAAGUUGGAUCUGUGCACUUUGGCACAGUGUAGUUUGGUCAGAGAAACAGUCUCCACCAUUUCUGCUCUAAUGUAAUGUCUGUGAGGUUUGUGCAAAAUCCUGAUUAAAUCAGUCGAUCUUGAUCUUAAAUACAGAUCAGACAGAGACUGGCUGUGGGCAGGUGGCACUGACAACAUGUUAAACACUUUACAAAUGGAGAGAAAAGUUCAGUGGAGAACACUUCUGUUUUUUGUGUUUGUGUAUGUGUAUGAUAGUCGUUGUAUCCUUAGACAAGACACUUCACUCACAUUGUCUAGUGUGUAAGUGGUGUGUGUGAGUGUGUGGUGGUGUUUGGAGGGGCUGAUGACACAGAUUGGCAGCCUCGCUUUUGUCAGUUUGCCCCAGUGCAGCUGUGGCUAUAGUAAUAGCUUAAACCACAGAGUAAGUAAGUCCCCAUUUCUAUAGCGCUUUUCACAGACAUUUUUGUCACAAAGACGCUUUACAGAGCAUUACAUUCAGCAUAUAUAUAUAUUAUUCAUUCACUCUAUACCUGGUGAUGGUAAGCCACUGUUGUAGCCACAGCUGCCCUGGGGCAGACUGACAGAGGCGCUGCUGCCAUGCCACUUGGCGCUAACUGUCCCUCCGACCACCACCAUCACACACACACACACACACACCACUUUCAUACUAGGCAAUGUGGGUGAAGUGUCUAGCCACUAGCACCAGUGCCCUGGACAGGUUCAUUGAUUAAUUGUAUUUUUAAUUGACCUUGACUAUCAACUGUUCUUGGAGUCCUGUAGCAUGUUUUGGGUUGAUGGGGGAAACCGGAGCACCCGGAGGAAACCCAUCCAGACACGGGGAGAAACAUGCAAACUCCACACAGAAAGGCCCGGGUGAAUAAUGCUCUGUAAAAUGCUUGAUCUGUCCAAAAAAGCACUAUUCAAAACUGAUCUAUUAUUAAAUAUUUAAACACCACAGACUGAAAUAAUCUACACUGACAAAUAAUCAUCUUUACUACAAAUUAAAAGUAGUGUUUUUGUUUGAUUUAAGAUGUACAAAGACAUACAAAGAUGUACAUUUGUAAACUCUGAAGUGUCCUUUGGUGAAGUUUUCCCUACAUUUAAAGUGUAUAACAUAGAACAUGACGUCCAGCCAUGUCCAGUCCAGCGCCUGAUCUGUUGAAGUGUUCUAGUUUCACUUUGCUCCUCUUUACUCCAGAGUUUAGAACAUUUUCUUGACAUUUUAAAGGCUCUGUUGGGUUUAGUAUUCUGUCCGUUAUUUAGAACUAAAAUCUCCCAGCCCAUAAAAAUGUACUUAAAUGUUUUUAUUCAGAUUAUUGCUUGAUGCUGUGUAAGUGUGUGCCGUCCUAUAGAAAUGUAAAGAUUAUAAUUAUGGUUAGCCUGGUCAGUCAUACUGUUUCAGAUGAGCUGUAGCUGUUAUUAUAAAGCGGUGCCUUCUCUUUAGUCAGUAGAGGGCGCGACGUUUGACUGUCCAGGUAUAGUGUGUUUUUGUUUUUGUUUUCUUUCUCAAAUGUAAAAAGAAACCAAAAUAUACGUUUGAUAAUGUAGUGAAGUAUAAUCUAAGUCUCUCUAGUUACAUUCACAGUUAGAGCCUGAUUGGACUUGAGUGGUGACUGUAAAUAGUGAAGGAGUUUGGUAGGUCCAUAGAUUCUUCUGCACUGAUCCAUCGGUUUACACACACACACCAUGGAGGCUUCAGCUUCAGUGCAGUGUCGUUUAGAAAAGGUUUUAACAAUGUCCCUGUUUUAAAAUGGGGUUAAAGAUGCACCGUGUAACGUUUUUGAUCGAAGGUCGGCAAACCUGCUCGUCUCCAUGGAGAUGCUUCUGCUUUGUCUGGAAUGCUUCAGUAUGGCAUUAAAUAAUCCGUGUGUCAUUUGUUCAGUCGUUUUUCUAAAUAAAACCACAAAUAACAAAAAAUAAAUAAAAUAAAAAUCUUCAUUAUUUAAUAAACAGAUAAUGAUUUAUUUUUUCAGUUUUCAAUUUUGUGUUUAAAUGAAUAAUGGAAAAAACAAAACAGAUAACGUCCAUUUCCCGUUUCUGUGACUUAAACUGUAAUGCCAGACUUUUGUGCCACAAACAGACUGAACCGCGACCAAAACAGGACUAAACCAGGUCUAAAUCAGGACUAAAACAGGACUAAACCAGGUCUAAAUCAGGACUAAAACAGGACUAAAUCAGGUCUAAAUCAGGACUAAAACAGGACUAAACCAGGUCUAAAUCAGGACUAAACCAGGUCUAAAUCAGGACUAAAACAGGUCUAAACCAGGUCUAAAUCAGGACUAAAUCAGGACUAAACCAGGUCUAAAUCAGGACUAAAACAGGACUAAACCAGGUCUAAAUCAGGACUAAAAUGGGACUAAAUCAGUCUCAGUCCCGGUCUGGUCCUGGUCUCGGUUCUAGUCUGGUCCUGGUCUCAGUCCCAGUCCAGUCCUGGUUCUCAGUCCUAGUCUCAGUCCCGGUGUGGUCCUGGUCUCAGUCCUAGUGUUUUCCUGGUUUCAGUCCUAGUCUCAGUCCCGGUCUGGUCCUGGUCUCAGUCCCGGUCUGGUCCUGGUCUGGACCUGGUCUCAGUCCUGAUCACCCAACAGUCUACGCGGGCGCACCUCUGGGCCCAUCUGUCACUCAGUUCUGGUUCAGUUCUGGUUCAGUUCUGGUUCAGUCCUGGUUCAGUCCUGGUUUAGUCCUGGUUUAGUCCUGGUUCAGUCCGUAUGUGGUGCAAAAGUCCGGCAUCACAGUUUAAGUCACAGAAAUGGAUUAUAUGAAAUAAUCUUUUUUUUUCCAUUAUUCAUUUAAACACAAAAUUUAAAACUGAAUAAAUAAAUCGUUAUCUGUUUUUUCAUUUUCUUUUUUGUUUUAUUUUGAAAAACAAAUGAACGAAUGAUACACGGAUUUGAAAUGUGUCUUGCACGCAUUUGAUUACAAGUGUUUAAACUGCGCAAAAAUACUACAAUAAUACAUUCUUAUGUGAGUGGGGUCGCCUCUCCACAGAUCUAACCUGAGUAACCCUGCCUUGUGGUGUUACUUUCUUGUCUCCAUGGAAAUGGAACUCAGAUCACUGCCAUAUUGUGAAACAUCCAGGCAAAGCAAUAACAUCUCCAUGGAGACGAGCAGAAGGCAACUCCCAUCAAAAAGUUACACAGUGCACCUUUACCUUUACCUUUUUUUUUUUUUUUUUUUCUUUGUUUUGUGGUUGAGUUUCAGCUACAGUGCAAAUCAUUGUAAGUUAUUUAGUCCUGGUUUAACACAUUUGAUUGUUUUGAUGUUUUUACGCAGCUCUGCUUUGUUGCUUUCUUUGUAAUCCAGAUUAAAGGAGCUGUAUGUGGCCUGCGGUUUUAAACUGUUUUAAAAAGGUUUUACAAUCACAAGUGAACGUGCAGAAAGAGGAUCACACAUUAAAGGGCAAAUAUCAAGCUUUUUCUCAUCCACGUUCUAAUGUUUCCUCAUCACACACAGACCUGGAGUUGUGUUUUGUUUCAUUCACACAUGUUUAACACACAAACCACUGUUCUUUUCUCCAACAGAAAACGCUGUUCCAUUUUGUGAUGUCAUGUGGUGAUACAUGAAGUGCUCCACUGUGUUUUUAAACUCCACACACGUUCACUAGAAUCAUUUGGAUCAUUUAAGACCUGGAAUUGAUAAUGUACUGAACUAAAAGGAGCUGUUCACUUGAAAACUACAGCUUCAUGACAUCACAAGGUGGAACAGAGCAUUUUGAGGUUUGGGGAUGAAGACAGACUAAUAAUAAAGGGUUUCUCAAACAUGUAUGAAUGAAACAAAACACAACUCCAGGUCUGUUUCUGAGGAGAGAACUAGGGAUGGGCAUUCGACCAAAUUUUCCUAAUCAAUCGUCGGGAGAAUUAACGAUUGAUUAUCGAUUAAUCAUUAUUGUUUUUAUAUCAAAAUGAUCAUCAUUAUUAUUACUAUCUGCACUAAUCUGCAUAAAUAAAUUCAACUUUACGACAUAUAAACCGUAACCACUCUAGAGCCACAUCAGCUGUUUGACAUUAGAAUGUGUUUAAUUCAGCUUUGAGCAACUCUCACAGAAACAGAACUUAAAACCACAUGACUCAUUUGCAUAAACUAAGUGAAGAGAAGAUUCAGGUGAAUACAGGUCAGUGUGACCAUAUUUGCGUUUGUCAAAUCCAGGACAGCGUACGGGGGUUGGGGGGUGGGGACUCGUCAUCCACAUUGAGCGACUCUCAGCUGACAAAACUUUUUCAUGUUUUCAGUGUCUUGAUGAACUUUUUCCCACUGGACACCGAAACAUAUGUGCUGCUUUAUACACUGUGCACAUGGACUCACACUUGUCCCGACCAGAACGGAAAGUGUGGAAUUUCUUGUACAAGUCAUUGUUAAAUACACAUUUGUGCUUCUGCACGUUGCAGACUGACCCACUGUUUGUGUCUCGCUAAUUCUGAGUGCAGAGACACAUGUCUGGACCUCUGUUUGUCCCCGGACACAGACAUUUGGUCACCCUACACUACGCACAGCCACCUACAUUCGGUUUGUCGAUUAAAAUGAACAUAAUCGAUGAAAUUCUUAAUGAUCAAUUAUCAAUUUAUCGACUAAUCAUGCCCAUCCCUAGAGAUAACAACAUUAUAACACGACUUAAAGCUCACAAGAGUCAGUUUUGCGUGAAUAUUCAGAUCAGAGAGAGGCAUUUUAGUUUUAAACACGCUGGAUUUCUGCAUUGGAACUGGCAACCCAAAUGAGAGACUCAUGUGAGGCUCAUGCUGCUUUCUGAUUGGAGAAUUGACUUGAACCAAAACACAAAAUUAUGACAUAAACAACUUUGGCAGCAUGUUUCUGUAAUUAAGAAUAAAUCAGCGUUACAAUCACAUGUCUUCUUAUAUCUGGAGACACAUAUACGUCAUGUUUAUGGAAAUUCAAAUCUAAAUCUUACAUACAGCUCCUUUAACCUUCUGUUUAAGAAUGUAUUUCUUUAAGUCGUGGCUAAUCAUUUUUCCGUUUAGAGCGAGUGGUAAAAGCACUUUAGGCACACAAAUGCCUUAAACAUGCAAAAGUUCAACGAGAUUUCAGCACUACUUUCGGUUUGUUUUGGUUUUUGUAAGAUUUGAUAUAUAAAAGGGAACACGUCAUGCAUUAUUUUGGCUUCUGUUGAGUUUUAAACAUGUUUUUGGACAAGAUAGGACAAAUAUUCUGCAUUUUUUGAGUGUAGAAUACUUUGGAUAAGUCUGGUGAUGGUUUAAGGACCUAAAAACUGCUCAGUGUUUCUACCUAUGAUGCAACAAUCCUGGGAAAAUUCAAGCUGUGCAUUUUUUGAGGCUCAGAAUCAAAGGAAUUUUUACAGAAGAUGAAACCAAAACUUGAAUGAAUGUUUUAAAUGAGGAAACAAUGUUCUAACAAGGUUUAAAACUCAAAAAAAGGUCAAAUUUGCAUGAUAUGUCUCCUUUAAGGUACUUAAGGUAAAUGUGCGUGUACCAGUGUUCUGCUUUUCCCUUUGCACAAACACAAAAUGAGAGUUGUAUUACAAAAGGGGAGUUCAAAGUUUUUAUUGUAAAGUGCAAUUCAAAGAUACUGUACUUGUGUUUACAGUAGUAGUAGUUUAUAGAGUCGUUAUAUGGACCAUAGAAAGAACAGAGGUGGCAGAGUAACUGUACUCGAGUAAGAGUACUGUUACUGCAAAAUGAUAUAACUCGCUAAAAAAUAUUAUAAAAAAUGACCUAAUUUCCAAAGAAGAAAAAAGUCAAAAGCCUCUUCCUUAUGUAAAAAGCUUUUCUCUUUGUACAUACAGCGGGAAGUGGAGUUUACAGUUUCAUAUUUUAGUACAAGUUUCAUGAAGUCAGAAAUAUAGAAAUAUAAAAAUAUAGAAAUAUAACUCCAGCUUUCAUAAGAAGUGCCUUAUACCACAGAGCAGUGCUUUAUUCUGGAACAUUUUAUAAUUGAUAUGCUUUAAUUAGAAAGAAUCAACUCAUAAUGGUUUCUUAAGAAUGAUUCAGGCUUAGUAUCGUUUUAGCGAUAAAUAAACUCAAGUAAAGAGUGUGUUUUCAGUCUAGUUGUUGAUGACACUGAAAAACUGAGCGAGCUCGCAUGUCCACAAACCUGACUUGUAUUUGGCCUGCUUGUUUCCAUGGAAAUGUUGUUGCUUUGACUAUAAUCUUCCAAAGUACAUAUUUAAGACGUAUAAAACCAUGGAGAAUGUUCCAAAGUCUGGUUUUAACUUUGUAUUCACAUGGAUUCAUGCAGGCGACAGGUGAAAGUUCCAUCAAACUCAAAUUCACAGAGGCUGAAAUUAAAAACUGGGACAAAGUCGUGGGCCAAAUUAAAUAUUUACUGAAAAUUUUCAACAGCAUCUGCAUGUUUUCUCUUCUUUCGAGAUAUGUAAUGUUCAACCUUUUCUUAUUAAAAUAAAAGUUUUGCUCAAACAUUGAAUCCAGAUCAAGCAAAAUAUAAAAUAACAACAUUUUAAAUAAAUAAUGUUUCUAUAGUCGAUCUGUCGCCGGCGGGCAGCUCUACUACAUAUUUGAAAUGAUCUCACAGGCCAAAUAUAAUUAUAUCAUGGGCCAAAUUUGGUCCCCGGGCCUGAGUUGGACAUGUCUGCUGUCGUCUUCGUUAGUGGUUCCUAAGCCUGAAUCAUUGUUAAAGGUGCAUUGCGUAACUUUUCUGGUGGAGGGUCCAUCAAACACUUUUUUCUAUGGAGAUGUUUUUGCUUUGUCUGGAAUGUUUCACAGUGUGACUUUAAACCUUUCCAUCUUCAUGGAGACCAAACCAGACCAAGUUACAGGCCAGAUCUGUGGAGAGUCCUGAUUUUAGUUCUGGUUUAGAUCUGGUUUUAGUCAAUUUUAGUCCUGGUUUAGUCCUAAUUUUAGUCCUGGUUUAGUCCUAAUUUUAGUCCUGGUUUAGUCCUAAUUUUAGUCCUGGUUUAGUCCUGGUUUAGUCCUGGUUUAGUCCUGGUUUAGUCCUGGUUUAGUCCUGGUUUAGUUUCAGAUCUGUGGAGAGGCGACCCUGCUCACAGUCAGAAUCUGUUUUUAAGGUAUUUUUGAGCUAUGAAACCAAAUGUAUUUAAAUAAAUGUAAGUUUAAAGUCACACUGUGGAACAUUCCAGGCUGAGCAAUAACAUCUCCAUAGAAACAAGCAGAUGACAGACCCUCAUCCAAAAUGUCUCUCAGUGCACCUGGAAGUCUAAUUAAAAUGUCCUGAUUAUACAGUGGUGCGUUUUCUGUUCAUUUGUGCUUUUCGUGUUUGUUUAAGACUUGAGAGAUUUUCUCAAAAGUAGAAUUUAAAAUAGAAUAGUUUUUGUAUAUUCUGUAACAUUUCACGUGGACAUCCUCCUCACCAGUGCUUUGUUUGCUAACGACAUGCAAUAAAUGUACAAAUGUCUAACA